Molecule: messenger RNA, 1632 nt
Organism: Aspergillus novofumigatus IBT 16806
Lineage: Eukaryota; Fungi; Ascomycota; Eurotiomycetes; Eurotiales; Aspergillaceae
Gene: cp3
Product: carboxypeptidase C PRC1
Exons: 2
Coding region: 1-1632 (543 amino acids)
Biological process (GO): proteolysis
Cellular component (GO): fungal-type vacuole
Molecular function (GO): serine-type carboxypeptidase activity
Source: RefSeq, a predicted model, not a curated record
AUGAGAGUUCUGCCAGCUACGUUGCUGGUCGGAGCGGCCACUGCGGCUGCUCCUCCCUUCCAGCAGAUCCUCGGAUUGCCCAAGAAGGGUGCCGACACACUGGCCAAGCCUCUUCAUGACCUCCAAGAGCAGCUCAAGACGUUGUCUGGUGAGGCUCGUCAUCUGUGGGAUGAAGUUGCUAGCCACUUCCCCAAUAGCAUGGAUCAUAACCCUGUCUUCUCGCUGCCUAAGAAGCACACCCGUCGUCCUGACUCACACUGGGACCACAUCGUCCGUGGUGCUGAUGUCCAGAGUGUCUGGGUUACUGGAGCCAGCGGCGAGAAGGAGCGAGAGAUCGAUGGCAAGCUGGAGGCCUAUGAUCUGAGAGUCAAGAAGACCGAUCCUAGUGCUCUCGGUAUCGAUCCUGGCGUGAAGCAGUACACCGGUUAUCUCGACGAUAACGAGAAUGACAAGCACCUGUUUUACUGGUUCUUCGAGUCUCGUAAUGACCCCAAGAAUGACCCCGUUGUCCUGUGGCUCAACGGUGGCCCCGGCUGUUCUUCCCUUACUGGACUGUUCCUGGAGCUUGGUCCCAGCAGCAUCAACGAGAAGAUCAAGCCGAUCUACAACGAUUUUGCCUGGAACUCCAAUGCCUCCGUCAUCUUCCUCGACCAGCCCGUCAAUGUCGGCUAUUCUUACAGUGGCGCUGCUGUUAGCGACACCGUUGCUGCAGGCAAGGAUGUCUACGCCCUCCUUACCCUUUUCUUCAAGCAAUUCCCCGAAUAUGCCCAGCAGGACUUCCACAUUGCUGGAGAGUCGUAUGCUGGUCACUACAUCCCGGUAUUUGCCUCUGAGAUCCUGUCUCACAAGAAGCGCAACAUCAACCUGAAGUCCGUCCUCAUCGGCAAUGGUCUCACCGACGGUUUGACUCAGUAUGACUACUACCGCCCCAUGGCUUGCGGUGAGGGUGGUUAUCCUGCUGUCCUGGAUGAAGCCAGCUGCCAGUCUAUGGAUAACGCUCUGCCUCGUUGCAAGUCGAUGAUCGAGUCUUGCUACAACACAGAGAGUUCCUGGGUUUGCGUCCCUGCUUCGAUCUACUGCAACAACGCCCUCCUUGGUCCUUACCAGAGAACUGGCCAGAAUGUCUACGAUAUUCGUGGCAAGUGUGAGGAUACGAGUAACCUGUGCUACAAGGGUAUGGGCUAUGUUAGCGAGUACCUGAACAAGCGUGAGGUCCGCGAAGCUGUCGGCGCCGAGGUCGAUGGCUACGAAUCCUGCAACUUUGACAUCAACCGCAACUUCCUCUUCCACGGUGACUGGAUGAAGCCCUACCACCGCCUGGUUCCUGGCCUCCUUGAGCAGAUUCCCGUGCUGAUUUACGCCGGUGACGCGGAUUUCAUCUGCAACUGGCUCGGUAACAAGGCCUGGACCGAGUCUCUCGAGUGGCCUGGACAGAAGGAGUACGCACCUCUUCCAUUGAAGGACCUGGUCAUCGAGGAGAAUGAACACAAGGGCAAGAAGAUUGGCCAGAUCAAGUCCCACGGCAACUUCACCUUCAUGCGUCUCUACGGUGCUGGACACAUGGUUCCCAUGGACCAGCCCGAGGCCAGUCUUGAAUUCUUCAACCGCUGGCUUGGUGGCGAAUGGUUCUAG